Scylla paramamosain (green mud crab) is the source of this 7837-nucleotide messenger RNA. RefSeq names its product translation initiation factor eIF2 assembly protein-like. The transcript is spliced from 10 exons. The record is from RefSeq and is a predicted model, not a curated record. The coding region runs from base 117 to 1256 and encodes 379 amino acids. Lineage: Eukaryota; Metazoa; Arthropoda; Malacostraca; Decapoda; Portunidae. Gene Ontology annotation, cellular component: cytoplasm.
CCAUCGCUACCAUCACCAUCAUCAGCUAAUGUGUGAGGGAAGGGACGAGUGUUUAGUUGUCAUCACUGAUAUUAGCAGUUUUCAUCGUGUCCUUGUGUGGUGGUGGCGUGUGCACCAUGAAGGUUCAGGACGUGAUGGGGUGCAGCUUCCCAGCGUGGUAUGACAAGUUCAAGAAGUGCUCCAUCAAGAGCCUGGUGAUGCCCCUGACACCGGAGGUGCUUACCUACUUGCAGGAUGAUGGCACGCUGGUAUUGCCUGAGGGUUCACAGCCUGAAAUGACAUAUGAGCGUGGGCCCAUGCCUGAGGAGCCCACUCAGGACUGGGACCACUGUGAGACUUCUGGCAGUGUUGUUGAGGGCCCCAAACUAGAAGACUUCACCAACAAGAUCCGAGAUGCCAUUGCUAAACUGGGAGGAAGUGUAUUUCCCAAGCUAAACUGGAGUGCCCCAAAGGAUGCCUCUUGGAUUGCCUUCAAUAACUCUCUGAGGUGCAGCACCCCUGGGGAUGUUUUCCUUCUCCUCAAGAGCAGUAGCUUUGUGACCCAUGAUCUCACUGGCCCUUUUAAGGACUGUGAUGACUCAAGUGAGGCUGAUUCACAUAUUGACUACUGUCUUGUUCUCCGCAAGUGGAUGGACAUCAACCCAGCAUAUGAGUUCCGCUGUUUUGUAAGGGAUAAGGAACUUGUAGGUAUCUCUCAAAGGGAUGUAAGCCAGAGCUACUCCUGCAUUGGUGGAGAUCAUAACAAUAUUCGCAGCGACAUCAUCAGCUUUUGGCGGGAAAACAUUGAAAACAGAUUCCCUCUUCAAAGCUAUGUAUUUGAUGUGUACCGUCCAGCCAAGGACCGUGUACUUUUGCUGGACUUCAACCCAUUUGGAGAGACGACUGAUGGUCUCCUCUUCUCUUGGUCUGAGAUGUGCCAGUCAGAAGAUGAAGGACAAGGCUUGAGCAGGAUCAUUGAAGAUGAAAUCAGUGAAAUGAGGAUUGAGGACACUGAGGAUAGCAACAUGCUGCACUACAAUGAGAGGAAUCUGACAGACAGCAAUAGGCAAACACCUCCUCGUGAUGCCUUGCCAGAGUUCAGAUUCAUAUCAGAUGCAACAGGAGUACAGCCCAGUCCCUACAUGCAUUACGGUCUUCCAGUGGACAUCAGAGACCUCAGCACUGGCCAAGACCCUCACAAACUAAUAGAUUUUCUACAAAUGAAAAUCCAAAAUGAAGUUGAUGAAAGUUCUGAGGAUGAAGAAGUUCCCAGCUGAUUACCUGAGAGGAAUCAGUCCACUUGCUUCAUCUGCAUCACACAUGUAAUUGUAUUCACAGAACACAUUUAUUGCAUUCAAGGGAUUCAUGUACAAAGUUUUAUCUCCACCAUUUUAAUCAAGGCAUGCAAAUCAUGGUGACUAACACAUAUUUGGUUUUCAUGUUUGUCACAUCAUGGUCUGCAUGUAUUUGUAUAUUUUUAACAGCUUAUGUUAUUUCUGAGAGAGAGAGAGAGAGAGAGAGAGAGAGAGAGAGAGAGAGAGAGAGAGAGAGAUUCAUUAGUCUGUCAUUUGAAAUCUGUUAAACUGUUUAUUUAUUUACUUAACUUAUAUAUUGGUUUUCCCUUUGGGAGGAGGGACAGUCCGGUCACAUACUCCCUAGCUGGGUUGAAAGGAUACUCCACUGCAUUUCUUGUGUAUCAUAAGGGACAACUCAAAGCAAGGGGGCUAGGAAUCCCUUCCUUUGGAUUUUUAAUCCUAUAAUCAGGCUACCUUCCUUUGAAGGGAAUUUCAGCUUGGAAAGCAAGUCAGUAUAAACUUCUUUUUUUCUGCUUCUGGCAGUAAGUCAAAUGUUUCAUAACACACUCAUCAUCAUUGUCUUCAUAAUCUCUUUUCACAAAAAGAAUAGUCAACAAAUGCAAUAUAAUAGGCCAUAGUGAAAAUUGCUGCACUUUAAGUGAACCACACUGCCUUUGGUACUUGACUUAGAGUGUAGCUUAGUACUCCAAGGUAACUUGUCAUUGACAAGAAAUAUUGCUACAUUAUGCAUUACAUCUGAGAUAACCUGAGUGGAUCUCAACUUAGAAAAGGGUGUAACCUUCAAUCAUCCUUUCUGCCUUAUAUGUGUGUGUGUGUGUGUGUGUGUUAUUUUAUAUAAAGUGGUUUUCUUGUUCUUAAAUUCCAUAAUUGUAGCCUUGCUUAUACUUGCAUACUUCAGUCAGCAUUGUCAGGCAUGCCAUGCUGUGUGUGAAAUUGAUACCAUGUGGCAUCUGCUUUAUACAGAAUUUAAGGUUGUGCUAUUAGAUGUAUUAAUUUUCACUUGCAAGGAUAAUUUACUGCAUAUUGGCUUACAAUGGCAAUAGUCAUUAUAAUUAUGGGCAGCAUUACUGACUCUAAGCAAAAAAUGAUAGCAGUGCUAUUUGUCUAAGCAAAAAAUGAGAGCAUUGCUAUUUGUCGUAGAAAUGUUAAGUCCCAUAUGUAUGCUGUUUGCAUUAUCAAGAAUUGUAUAUAUUAUUAAUAAGUGCAAGCAUUACCUACUGUGUACAAGAUGAAGUGGCUGGCACCUUCCACUUCCACUCCUCAGUAGCAAUUACAAUGCUGUCGUGGGUCAUGUGGUUACACACAUACACCAACAUGAUAAUCUAGUGCAUAGAUAAUUAAUUGUGUAUACCAUUAUCUUCUGAUGAUACCAUCUGCUCCCAUAAAGGGUAAAGGGUGCUGUAUUUCAUGUUCAGGGUGAUUUUUACUAUCCCACAUAUUAAUCAAGAUGUUUUCUGAAGUAUUGAAGGACACAGUAAUGAGGUCAUCAUCAUUAGUGUAUACCAAAGUAUAUUUAUUAGGGCUAUGAAAAACAGUACAGGCUUCCACCAUAUAUUUCACAAAAUAACAUCUUUACUAAGUAAUAUCACAGCUGUUACAGAAUGAAAACUGAAAUGUCAACUAAUAUUGCUUACACAUUCCAAGAGUAAACCACCACAUACUGUGUUAUGAAAUAUCAGAGCUAUCAGUACAAAAGUUUAUGAGUAUACCCUUUGAAUAAUUAUUGUGUAAGUAGCCUUAUUCUUAACCUUCAAGCUGCUGUUGUAUGUAGUAAAUUUACUUUGUCACUUACGAACCCAAUAUUGAGCUUAGAUCACAGGUUGUGAAAUUUUGUUGGAAUAAUAGUAGACUUAUCAAGUGUCAUGUGAUUAAAGUAUAUUCACUAAAAAAAAAUUGAAGUUCUCGGCCCAAUUUUUUAAAGAUGGGUGUUAGUAAAUCACAGCACCAAGCACUUCGUUGUAUCUCCUUUUACUAAUUUAGCAAAUGUGUUUUUUUUAAACUCAGGGAAGGAGACAUGACAUGGUGUUAGGAGAACCCAACACCAACAACGCUCUUCACACAGGCUGGCAGCUCUGAAGUGUCAUGGACCAAAGCGAUCAGCUGUUUAAUAUUUUACUAUUUCCCUGCCUAAACAGUCUACAUUGAAGAGUGCAUUUGUAUAUAUAUAUAUAUAUAUAUAUAUAUAUAUAUAUAUAUAUAUAUAUAUAUAUAUAUAUAUAUAUAUAUAUAUAUAUAUAUAUAUACACACACACACACACACACACACACACACACAGAGGGUGUCUGAGAUAUGAAGUAACGAGUUAUGAAUGUUCAGAGAUACAAGUAGUCUACUCCCAAAAUGAAAUUGUGCUCUCAAUAUGGUUUCCCUUUGCUAAACAAAACUUCAAAUUUGGCACUACGCACGCCAUAUUUACCUAGUACACCACUUCGUCACUACCCACGCAGUGCAGCAGCAUAGCAAAGGAUUUCACACUGCCCAAGGACAUGGGCCCCAUAGCAGUUUAUUUUGAGAUGCUAGUUUAAAAUCUAAAUUUAAUUUUAAAAACUUGUACUGCACCACAGUGAGUCUGUCUAGCUUGAGAUUCCACAAUGUAUGGACCUUUGCCAGUCAGCCUCUGAGAGGUAUAAAGAUGGGAGGGUUGUGCUGCAUUGUGUAGAAAGCCUGCUCCAUUACAUUAAGUCUUUUAUGCUUUCAGCAAGCAAUCUUAAUAAAUUAUAUGAAUGAAGGUGUGUAUGACCUGAGAGAGAGAGAGAGAGAGAGAGAGAGAGAGAGAGAGAGAGAGAGAGAGAGAGAGAGAGAGAGAGAGAGAGAGAGAGAGAGAGAAUGAAUUACGAAAAAAAUAUUUAAUGCUUGACACACCAAUAAUUAUUACAGGAACCUGUGGCGUCUCCAAUGAGCUGACAUUAAAAAACAAAACAUACUAAUAGUCAGCUACAUUGGUAUUUGUAACUACUAACACCACUUUUAAAAAAUUGGGCCCUCAUAAGUUAAAAUAUCAAGUUGAUCUUGCAUAGAUAAUAGAGUACUAAAUAUGUAAAAAGCUAGAGGAGUAGAGAGUGGGAGGGAGGAAAAGAGUAGAUGGAGAAGGGAGAGGAACAGAGGGGAGAGGUGAGAGAGAGGAAAAGACAGGAAAGGGAGAAAAAGUUGGGAAGGAAAGGAAGAAUUGUUGGAGAGAGAGAGAGAAGGGAGGGGGGGACCACAAGCAAAGAAGUUUAUACUGGCUGGCUAGAAGUAACACCUUAUUGAAGAGUAGUUUAGAUUUUUGUUAAUAGCACUGCAUUAGCAUUAAACAAAAUGUAUUAUGAUCCCUAAAGUAGCAUCAUUUGCUAAUUUCUGAUUUCCCCUCACAGUGACAAGCAGUCCAUAAUGACCUGACGCCUGACUGUAAGUAUGCCAAGCUGGCAUCUGCUACGGAGUUUGGUAGUCUGUGGUGCAGGUACAGAGAUGUAGUGAGUUGUACUUCAUGCUUCAGUGGAUGCCAAGAUCACCAGGAACUGCCAUUCCAAGCUGAUGACCAACCACCUUAUCUGCACCUGCACCAUGGACUGAUACACUUCAUAAUGGAUGCCAGCUUAGCACAUUCACACUCAGGCAUUGGGUCAUUAUGGGCUGCUCUUGUCACUGUAGGAAAUAAGAGAAAUUAGCAAAUAAAUUUUGCUACAUAUUUUGUUUCAUUCAGAUGCAGUAUUAUCUACAAAAGCUAAGUAAUUUUCAACAGGCAGUGUAUCUUGAGCCAGCCUUUAUUUUUACAUUAUCUGCCAUAGCUCACAAUUAGACAUGACAUUAAGUGCAAAACUCAAAAUAGUUUGUGAAUGAUUGAUAAAAAAAUAAAAUAAAUAAAUAAAAAUAAUAAUUUGUCAAAGAAUUGCACCAUAAUUAUAAAAAAUUUUUAACACAUUUUACUGACUUGCAGCAGUUUGAGAAUGAAUACUAAACUAAAAUUGUUCCUCCUUACAGAUUAGUCUCAUGAAUGAACAUAUUGUAUUCAGAUUUUCCAUUAAAAUAUUUAUAGAAUCAUUUUGCAAGGUCCCUCAUCUGUCCUGGUGGUGGCUGGAGGCCACUGAGGAGGCACAUAUUGGUAAGGAAGUGAAUUCUGUUGUUUGCUUGUAUGAUAUUUUCUGAAAAAUCUGAAUACACCAUCCAUUACCAACCACUGCAAAACAAUGGUCAUAAGUAAAAUGGGUUAUAAAAACACUACAGAGCAGUUCUUAACAUAAACCAGUCAUAAUUUCUCUUUUGUUAACUCAGUCAUAAUUUCUCUUUUGUUAACUCAUAAAAAAAAAAAAAGUAAAUAUUUUGCAAUUAAUAAUGCACCGAAUGGUAUUAACCACAAUGGUUUAUCUGAUGUAUGAUGUGAACUAUGGCAGAUGAACAAGCAUGACUUACUCAGCAAACUUAUGUAACAAAAGUUAAUUGCAAACUCUUCUUGCACAAGUCUGCCAGCUUAUGGUGCUGCCAUCAUUUGAUUGUUGCAAGUGCAGUCAUCCCAACUGCUCAAGAUAUUUUAAAGAGUCUCUUCCUUCUUGUCACUCUCAAUGUGCCCACAGCCUAAGAUCCAAGAGAUUUAUUUAAGAAGGUAGGUGACUUUUUCCUAAUCUACUGAAAACUUGUCCAUCACUUAUCCUCAAUGUCUUGCUUUUACCACUUAACUACUUUUCUCUUACAUCUGUUGACCACAAUAUCCACUGGAAAAGUCAGUCAUGCAGGUGAAAAUGGGAGGCUACUUUGUAAUUUAAUGUGAUUAACACGGUUCAUCUCACACAAUAUCAAACCUAUGUAUAUCAAUUAUGACAUACUUAAGUUAUUUAGCUCCUAUGGCUGUUAAUUCAAAGGGCUUACAAGUUUUACAGGGUGUUACUUUAUCUCUAAAAGUGUAAUGCAAGAACACUGUUAAUAUGUUACUGAGUCACAUAAAACAGGCCAAAAAAAUCAAAUCACUCCAAGUGAAUCAGAGACCACUUAACAUAUUUGAGCUAUUAUUACAAAACCUGAAGAGCAAGUAUAAUAAUCUGCUUUAUCAUUAGUAUUGUACAACAUGUCCCUACAAAAAUUGUCUAUGAUAUAUUGAUUCAGAUCCUAUUUAUUAAAAUUAUGAAAAUUGUCUUCCUUCUCUUUCUCACACCUGGCACUUUAUAAGCUGAACUUUCCACACAAUAAUACAUAAAUAACUACAACGUAUAAGUAUGUGUGUCUUAGUAACAAUACAUUGGGCUUGUCAUUUACAUCCUUUGUUUACACAAACUGUUUAUGUUGCACAUGAUAAUCCCAAGUGUGGUGCAUUAAAGUACCUACAUGAUAAGCAAGCAGUCAGUCAUGGGAUGGUGAUGUCAAUUUUCAUCCUUUGGAUGUAGACGUGCAUAAUUGUGAACUGUGACAUAACUUUAUGACAUGUUAGGUCUGCAGAGGGGGGGUAAUCAUUCGUGGAUCAACUGACUUGCAUAUUUAUAAACAUGGCAGAUUGUCUUGACAAACUGUUAAGGAUCUUACAGUACUUGCCCAGGGUUUUCCCUUUUUCAUUUAUGAAGUAUAUAUAUAUCUCAGCCAUGUAAACAGUACACCUGAUGUAUACAUAUAUUAGCAUACACAUACCUAAAUGAAAACAAGCUAGACUGGUUUGAUAUUUAGAAACAAUAAUGUACAAUUAUCAAAAAAUACAGAGCAAUAAAGUCUCUCUUAUUUUCAGAUCUGAGAGACCAGAUUUGAAAGAAUGCAAAGGAAUCCCAAUUGUCCAAGCAAACUGAAUUUUAGAAGGGAAGAGGGGAAAAAGGACAGUAUUUUAAAAAAUCACAACACUAUGCUCACCAUGUUCACCCAUAAUGGUAUAGUAUAUAAUAUGAUAUUACUUUUUUCUUCUUUCACUGAUCAUUUUCUUGCAUUUUUGUCCCAAUUCAUCCAUUACUCUAAUAUUUUUAAAAAGUUAUGCAAGUCUAAAGAUAGUGCAAAAACAAGUUGUGCAAAUUCUCAUGAAGCAAAGUAAUCAUGAUUCUCACACAAAUACAAUACUAGCUUUGAAUAUUUUACCACCUAUGACAAUAAACAAAUUGAAUGAGUAUGUAAGUUGCCAUGGGCACUGGAUAACAGGGAUUCUUUCAUACAUAGGAAUUUGAAACAAUUAAUUUGUACUGCAUACAACCACAAAUUAAUUUACAAGGUAUUCUGUAUAUAUAUCAAUGACCUCGAUAAACAACAAUGUGAAAACUUCUAAUUUAUUACCAGCAGACAUUUCUUUUCCGUAGAUGAACUCUGAACUCUGAUAUAUGGUGCAGUGCUAUCACUGUUUCAACAAUAUUGUGAAGGCAAUGUGUGUUCAACUUGCUGUUUACCUAUCUCAUCCAACCUUGGGGGCACAGUAGUAGAACCUGUGAUUCCUGACCUAAAGGUUGGGUGUUAAAUAGCAGAGUCUGUGAUUCCUGACCUAAAGGUUGGGUGUUCAAGUUUUGGCAAGUAACCUAAACUAAGCUCUAUAACCUUUCCUAAUAUGAAUAAAGUUCUAUUUCUAUUUUCAUGUCCAUUAUUGUGAAUAAAGUUUUCAAUCCCC